Molecule: messenger RNA, 2750 nt
Organism: Malus domestica (apple)
Lineage: Eukaryota; Viridiplantae; Streptophyta; Magnoliopsida; Rosales; Rosaceae
Product: pollen-specific leucine-rich repeat extensin-like protein 3
Molecular function (GO): protein binding
Source: RefSeq, a predicted model, not a curated record
GUAGUGGAAAAAUCAUGCAGGCCUAUGGCUGCUUUCUAGUUAGCUUUUUUAUUCUCGCUUUAUUUUCCUUCUCCUCUUCUGCCCUAACCGAUGCCGAAGCGUCCUUUCUUGCACAUCGCCAACUCGUAAGCCUCCCAGAAGGUGGUGACAUUCCUGACAACUAUGAAUUUGAGGUUGAGCUUGAUCUGAAGUUUCCCAACACCAGGCUUCGACGCGCAUACAUUGGGCUUCAGGCUCUGAAAAAGGCCGUGUACUCGGACCCUCUCAAAACAACCGAGAACUGGGUUGGCGAGAAUGUAUGUGCUUACAACGGGGUCUUCUGCGCGCCGGCUCUUGAUGAUCCGGAACUUGAGGUGGUGGCAGGCAUUGAUAUCAACCAUGCAGACAUCGCUGGACACCUUCCUGCGGAAUUAGGGUUGUUGACGGACAUGGCAUUGUUCCAUAUCAACUCUAAUAGGUUUUGUGGAAUCAUCCCCAAGAGCUUUAGAAGGCUAACUCUUCUCCACGAGUUCGAUGUUAGCAAUAACCGCUUUGUGGGAUCGUUUCCCGACGUUGUCCUAGAAAUUCCUAACCUCAAGUACCUCGACCUUAGGUUCAACGAUUUCGAGGGGAAGCUACCUCCUGAGCUUUUCAACAAGGAACUUGAUGCUUUGUUCUUGAAUGAUAACAGGUUCACAUCCACCAUUCCUGAAAAUCUCGGCAACUCCCCCGUAUCAGUUCUUGUCGUCGCCAACAACCAACUCGAGGGCUGCAUCCCUAACAGCAUUGGAAAAAUGGUUAAAACUUUAAAUGAGGUUGUAUUCUCCAACAACAAGUUUACUGGAUGUCUGCCUCCUGAAAUCGGACAACUCGCAAACAUGGUGUUCGAUAUUAGUUCAAACACAUUCAGUGGGAUUAUGUCGAAAACUUUCAAGGGCUUGGAAAAGGUGGAGGAGCUGGAUAUCGCACAUAACAUGCUAACUGGGUUUGUUCCUAAUAGUAUAUGUACGUUGCCAAACUUGGGAAACUUCACGUUCUCGUACAACUACUUCAAUGGAGAGACCCAAAAAUGCGUGCCAGGAUCUCGGAAGGAUGUUGUGUUUGAUGAUGUGAGCAAUUGUUUACCAGACAGGCCUGAACAAAAGUCGGCAAAAGAAUGUCAUGUUGUGGUGAGCAAGCCAGUGGAUUGCAGUAAGGCAAAGUGUGGCGGUGGACAUGGGCUGUUGAAACCUUCUCAGCCUCUGGUUGAAAAGCCAAAGACACCAGAGCCAGAACAACCCAAACAACCACCACCACAACCUAAGCCACAACCACCAAAACCAUCACCUGAACUAGUUCAAACACCUCAUACACCAAAACCACCCAAGGAGGAGCAACCCAUGGAACAACCUCCCAAGGAAGAGCAACCCAAGGAACAACCUGCCAAAGAGGAGCCACCCCAGGUACAACCUCCUAGAGAUGAGCCACCGAAGGUGAAACCUCCUAAAGAGGAGCUACCAAAGGUGCAACCUCCUAAAGAGGAGUUACCCAAAGAACAACCUCCAAAAGAGGAACUACCACAACCGCCUCAAGUAGAAGCAUAUGCUCCAGAGCCGAUUUUAGAAACCUCAUCACCUACACCAUCACCAUCACCUAAAGACAUAGGUCCCAAGGUUCCAAUUUUCCUUCCACCAAUUGUUGACGCUCCUCUACCAGAACCCUUUGGGCAAAGAUCUGUCGUUCCAAUCCGCCCUCACCCACCAUCAGUUCACUCCCAUCCACCAGCUGUAGUAGUGCAACCACCACCAAUCCACUUGCAACCACCUCCGGUUCACUCUCCUCCACCACCAGUCCAAUCACCCCCACCACCAAUCCAUUCUCAUCCACCACCAGUGUACUCACCCCCACCACCUGUCCAUUCUCCUCCACCCCCAGUGCACUCACCCCCACCACCCGUCCAUUCACUUGCACCACCAGUACACUCACCCCCACCACCUGUCCAUUCUCCUCCACCUUCAGAGUACUCACCCCCACCACCUGUCCAUUCUCCUCCACCCCCAGUGCACUCACCCCCACCACCCGUCCAUUCACCUGCACCACCAGUACACUCACCCCCAGCACCUGUCUACUUUCCUCCACCACCAGUCCACUCUCCUCCUCCACCGGUACACUCACCCCCACCACCAGUCCAUUCGCCUCCACCACCAGUGCACUCACCCCCACCACCUGUCCACUCUCCUCCACCACCCGUUCACUCUCCUCCACCACCAGUCCAUUCUCCUCCUCCACCUGUGCACUCACCCCCACCACCGGUCUACUCACCCCCACCACCUGUACACUCACCCCCACCACCAGUGCACUCGCCACCGCCACCAGCACCAGUCCACUCACCGCCACCUCCAAUCCAAUCAUCACCACCACCGGUACCGAUCCACUCAUCGCCACCUCCAGUCCAAUCACCUCCAAUCCAAUCACCACCACCACCUUCUCCAUCUCUAUCACCUCCUUCUCCCGUUUCCUCACCACCCUCUCCGGUAUAUGACUUCGCAUUGCCACCUACCAUCGGGUUCCAAUACUCAUCUCCACCUCCACCAAUGUUCCCAGGCUACUAAGCGCACUGCGAUAUCAAGCUCCCACCCGGCCCUGCAUGAAAAUUUGUUUAUAAAUAUUUACAAUCUCACAGAAAUACACCCACUUUUGUUAGGACCAUAGCUUGUAAUUCAUGACAUGAAAGUGUAAAUCUUUUCAUAUGCUACGGAAUGCAAUAAAAAGGACGUUAUCGGCAAAUCACA